CACGGGACAGCCACUGUAGUUCGCCAGGGGACUAUAAAUGUGCGCUAACCGCAAGGUAGAACCACUACUUUAGCAAGACUCCAGGUCCAGCAAGUUUCACUGAACAGUUUACCAUACAACUCUUCACUCACAAACAAGAUGCGUUUUACAAUUUUGGUGGCAGUGUGUUUCGCGGCAGCUCUUGCUCGUCCCCAAAUUUACAAUGUUGAGCUAGACGGCGAAUGGGACUCAUUCAAGUCUGUUCACAGCAAAAACUAUGCCACACAAGAAGAGGAACUUUACAGGAGAAGAAUCUGGGAAAGCCACUUGGACAUCAUUGCCAAACACAACAGGGAAUAUGACAUGGGAAUUCACACGUUCACUCUCGGUGUCAACGAAUUUGCUGAUAUGACCAACGAAGAAUUCGUGCAGGCAAUGAAUGGCUAUGUAAUGCCCAACAGAACCAGCGGUAACGUGUUUCUGGCCCCAAGUCACGUACAGGUCCCAGAUGAAGUAGACUGGAGAAAGGAAGGCUACGUCACCGAGGUAAAGAACCAGGGGCAGUGUGGAUCUUGCUGGGCGUUCUCUACCACCGGCUCCCUGGAGGGACAGCAUUUCAAGAAAACUGGAACCUUGGUAUCUCUGUCCGAGCAGCAGUUGGUUGAUUGUUCAAGGAGAUAUGGCAACAUGGGUUGCAAGGGCGGUCUCAUGGACAACGGCUUCAAGUACAUCAAGGCUAACGGCGGACUUGAUACCGAGGAGUCUUACCCAUACACAGCAAAGACUGGCCGAAAAUGCAAAUUCACAACGGCAAAUAUUGGUGCAACAUGCACUGGAUACACCGACAUCAAGAAAGGGAGUGAGACCGACCUGAAGUCUGCUGUCGCCACAAUCGGACCGAUUUCUGUCGCCAUUGAUGCCAGCCACACUUCUUUCCAGCUUUACAGGAGUGGAGUCUACAAUGAGCGUCGUUGCAGCAGCACUAAACUUGACCAUGGUGUGCUUGCAGUCGGCUACGGAACUGAGGGCUCCAAGGAUUAUUGGCUCGUGAAGAACAGCUGGGGCAAGUCCUGGGGUAUGGAGGGUUACGUCAUGAUGAGCCGUAAUAAGGAAAACCAAUGCGGUAUUGCCACCUCUGCUUGCUAUCCACUGGUUUAGAUAUUCGGGAUUCUUCUUAAAAAGAAGUCUCGAUUCUAUAUAUUUAAGAUCUCAUGUUGUAGAUGGAACUGUGGACUGAUGGAAUAAUUUGAAUCGUGAAUAUUGCAAGAGUGGAUUGGGAUGAUUAGUUGAUUCGGAAAACAACUUGUCUGUUAAAUCAGCAAAACUGUGAUACGAACAAUUCUGGAAAAGAAAUCAGGCGAUUCAGAUUUCAUCAUUGAUAUAUAAGAUCUGUAAAUGUAGAAAUCAUUGGUACAGUGGCACAAUGGAAGAAUUUGCUACAUUUACCUGAGUAUUGUGUUCAUUGCAGUUCUUGAACUCUUCGUAUAUUCAUAUCUUUAAUAAAUCUGAUAGCCUGGACAUAAUGUAUUACUGUUUUGAUACUUGAAUUAUUAUUAUUUUGUGAUAUAAAUAAACGAAAAUUUAA
Molecule: messenger RNA, 1564 nt
Organism: Lingula anatina
Lineage: Eukaryota; Metazoa; Brachiopoda; Lingulata; Lingulida; Lingulidae
Product: cathepsin L
Biological process (GO): proteolysis
Molecular function (GO): cysteine-type peptidase activity
Source: RefSeq, a predicted model, not a curated record